AUGUCUUUCUCUCUCUUUGAAGCGUGUAGGAAGAGAAAGAGAUGGCCCAAGGUUUUCAGGUUUCACUCUUUCGCCGACCCUGGUUGCCCCAUCAGUCCUAACGGACCUUUUAGAGAUAACAUUCGGCUCUUUCUUCAAGAAUGUGGAGAGCUUGAAGAUUUCCAGAUCCAGGGCAUGCCUCUGUGGACCACCUUUCUUAUUCACGAGAAAUCAAACAGUAUGACUCCUCUUUACACUAUUGAAGAGGAUGUCUACCACUCUACGCACCCUUUCUGCGACCAUUGCAGAUGUGCGGGCUGGAGCGGCCAUUUUGUGUCGAAGAGAAGGUACCAUUUCAUAAUCGCCGCCGAUAAUAAGCCAUUGAAUGAAGGUUCUCUUGAUAACCAGAGUCAUCUCUUGCAUGGAAUGAUUCAUUGCAAUGGUUACGGCCAUUUGCUCUGUGUUAAUGGCAUUGAAGGGGGUUCUAAAUUUCUCAGUGGCAGAGAAAUCAUGGAUCUGUGGGACAGGAUCUGUACUAUUCUCCGAACAAGGAAAAUCGCAGUUGAAGAUACAUCAAAGAAGCGUUCAAUGGAUCUUCGCCUGCUUCAUGGAGUUGCUUAUGGCCAUUCUUGGUUGGGUAGGUGGGGUUACAGAUUUUCUCGUGGAAGCUUCGGUGUCACAGAGCACAAUUAUAAUGCAGCAAUCGAACUUCUAAGUUCGUUAGAACUUGAUGAGAUCGUUCAAUAUUUUGGUAAUACAAUGUGCCAUAAAGAAAUCAAACAAAUAAUUCGCCACUAUAGAGACAUGAGUGAAACCCAGUUGAUUACAAUCAAGGAUCUUCUCAGGUUUAUGCUUACCGUCAAGUCUCGAACUCCUCCUGCACCCAAGAGACUAAUAGUCAAUGUCACUACUCCUCCUCCUUCAACCUUCUGUCCAAAAAACUCAACGAGAUUUGCAAUGCCAAGCAAACAAAGCCUGUUAAAGGAAAAAUCAGUGAGGUACAAAAAGUUCAGUUCAGCAGUGGCUAAUAUGGAUAGUAGGUGGCCUGCCAGGCGACUAGAAUACGCAGCCCAAGUGAUAGUAGAUGCAUUGAAGGAAAACAAAGCAAAUAGUUCGUGUUCUGGGGGGAUGACUAGGCAAGAUGUAAGAGAUGCAGCUAGGCUCCACAUUGGUGACACAGGCUUGCUGGAUUAUGUGCUGAAAUCACUGAAUAAUAUGAUUGUUGGAAACUGCGUUGUCCGGCGAAUGGUCAACCCGACAACUCGAAUCCUAGAGUAUAACAUUCAUGAGCUGGGAAAUGGGUCUAAAUCUCCUCAACUACAUCCUGGGCUACAGGUUUUUAAUUUUAAGGAGCCUCCAGCAGAAUCAGAACCAGUGCCAGGAAUUGAUGUUUACAGUGAUGUAGCUUAUCUGUACAAGAAUGUCCUAUUGGGCUACCCAGAUUCAGAACAAGCGGACUUGGCGGUUCAAACAAUUCUAGACAGUAGGCAUUUUGUGAAGGAAUGGACACUGAUCGAUGAAAUAGAGCAAGUUUUGACAUUCAUAUGCCGCUUGAUACCCAACUUCGUCGAUGAUAAACGAGAGUUGAACAAGGAAGUAUCCCCAGGUGAGAUAGUGAUGGUUCCCCUGCACGCAACAGUCCGAGACCUGAAGCAAGCAGCUGAGAUUGCUCUGAGGGAUACUUACUGUAUUGCAGAGAGAAUCAUGGUGAUAGAGAUCGCAGAGUUGGCGGGAAUAAGUGAUGAGGAAGUGCUUUUUGGAGUAGUGCAGUCUGGUGUGGAUCUGUGUGUGAGGGGAAUUGGUUUAGAUUUGAAUACUCCAUUGAAGUAUCAGGGAGGAUCAGACAACUGGAAGGUGAGAUGUGAAUGUGGAGCUCAAGAUGAUGACGGCGAGAGAAUGGUGGCAUGCGACAUUUGUGGGGUGUGGCAGCACACACGGUGUUGCGGGAUAGAUGACUCAGAGACUGUGCCACCAUUGUUUGUGUGCUCUGGGUGUUGUGAUUCGCUUGUACCUCCAAGGGUUGAUUCAGCCUUCAGCAGCAACAAUAGCAUGGACUGUGCGGAUGAUUUUCUGAUUUCCACAGAGCCUAAUAGCUUUCUGGAAUUUGGGUAUGGGUACUGAAUAAACGCAGAGACUCAUUUUUUGUCAUUGACGUUUCAUUCGAUGAUUCAUGUACUU
Molecule: messenger RNA, 2157 nt
Organism: Neltuma alba
Lineage: Eukaryota; Viridiplantae; Streptophyta; Magnoliopsida; Fabales; Fabaceae
Product: PHD finger protein MALE MEIOCYTE DEATH 1-like
Exons: 3
Coding region: 1-2100 (699 amino acids)
Source: RefSeq, a predicted model, not a curated record